Messenger RNA from Grammomys surdaster, 6652 nucleotides. RefSeq names its product leucine rich repeat containing 58 (gene Lrrc58). The record is from RefSeq and is a predicted model, not a curated record. The transcript is spliced from 4 exons. Gene Ontology annotation, molecular function: protein binding. The coding region runs from base 49 to 1149 and encodes 366 amino acids. Lineage: Eukaryota; Metazoa; Chordata; Mammalia; Rodentia; Muridae.
CAGGUUCCGGGGCGCGCGGCCUCGGCUCGCGGCCUGGGAUCCGGCGAGAUGGAGGAGGCCGCGCUCGGGGAGGCCGAACUCAACUGGUCCCGCCUCAGCGUGUCGGCCGAGGCGCUGGAGUCGGAGCUGGAGGCGCGCGCGGAGGAGCGGCGCGGCGCGCGGGAGGCGCUGCUGCGGCUGCUGCUGCCGUACAACCGUCUGACGUCGCUGCCGCGGGCGCUGGGUAGCGGCUUCCCGCACCUCCAGCUCCUGGACGUGAGCGGCAACGCGCUCACCGCGCUGGGGCCCGAGCUGCUGACGCUGAGCGGCCUGCGCACGCUGCUGGCCAGGAACAACCGGCUCGGCGGCCCGGGCUCGCUGCCCAAGGGCCUGGCCCAGUCGCCGCUCUGCCGCAGCCUCCAGGUACUCAACCUCAGCGGCAACUGCUUCCAGGAGCUGCCCGCCUCGCUGCUGGAGCUGCGCGCGCUUCAGACCCUCAGCCUGGGCGGCAACCAGCUGCAGAGCAUCCCCGCCGAGAUCGAGAACUUGCAGAGUUUAGAAUGUUUAUACCUUGGAGGAAACUUCAUUAAAGAAAUCCCACCAGAAUUAGCAAAUCUGCCUUCUCUGAAUUACUUGGUGUUGUGUGACAACAAGAUCCAAAGUGUGCCACCCCAGCUCUCACAGUUGCAUUCGCUUCGAUCCCUCAGCCUGCACAAUAACUUGCUGACAUAUCUGCCUCGAGAGAUCCUUAAUCUUAUUCACCUGGAAGAACUGAGUCUACGAGGAAACCCAUUGGUUGUUCGUUUUGUUAGAGAUUUAACAUAUGACCCUCCAACUCUUCUGGAAUUAGCUGCAAGGACCAUUAAGAUCCGAAGUAUUUCUUACACUCCCUAUGAUCUUCCUGGGAAUCUUCUUAGAUACUUGGGUUCAGCCAGCAAUUGUCCAAACCCAAAGUGCGGUGGAGUCUAUUUUGACUGUUGUGUCAGACAAAUUAAGUUUGUGGACUUCUGUGGGAAGUACCGCCUCCCCCUCAUGCACUAUCUGUGUUCUCCAGAAUGCUCCUCCCCCUGCAGCUCCGCCUCACACAGCUCCACAUCCCAGAGUGAGUCUGACUCAGAAGAUGAAGCCAGUGUUGCUGCACACAGAAUGCAGAAAGUUCUUCUUGGUUGAGCAGCAGUGGAUAUUGAAAAAUAUUAAAACACUGAGCAGAAAUGACUUAAAAAAAAAAAAAUGGGUCUUGAAGUUGUGUGGAGACCUGAGCGUUUUCAUCUUGAAUAUCCACGUAAGAGUUGCCAUGAUGUGAAAGAGGUUUUGCAUUCCAUCUACACAUUUGGCAGCAGUGAGUCCAGUUCCAUGUUUAGAUUCUUUGAGUGCAAUUUAUUGUGAAUGGCAGUUCAAAGUUCAGCUGAUUGGUCACAAUUUUCAUGUAAGUCUUUGAGGAAACACUAACAGAAUGGUUCAUUUUAAAUAACAAUCAUGUAAUCAGCCGGAAGUGGUAUCACCUGGGACAGCUGAGUUGACUAUAGAAGUCAUCACAGUUCUGUUACCAGGGUUGUCCUGGUUUAUGCUGAACACUAUACAGAAAUAAAAUGAGCCUUCUCCUUCUGUUACUCCUGGACUGUUGAAAGCCUUGCUGACCAACUAACUGGACAGUAAGGACAAUAACUUUUAAAUGGAAUAUUUAAACCAGCUCUUGUUUUGUGUGAUUGUUACUAACUUUAUAAAAUCUAGCAGUGAUGUGUUAUAGUGCCUUAAUUCUAGCAAGAUUAUGGAAGCUUAUUAUAGAAAUUAUUUCAGAGCAACCUACAACCUGACACUGUGCAAAACACUUAGAAACGUACUUUAACCAACUAGUUGAACAAUUGUACAGAUAAUACCUGAGUUUUGAGGGCCUGUAACUCAGAGAUCCACCUGGAAGAUCUGCCAUCUGGUGGAGAGACAGGACAUCUUCCAGGUGGCAAUUCCAGCACCACCACCACCACCACCCCCCCAGUUGCUGAUAUCACAGGUGUACACUACCAACUGCUUCCGUGGCCAUCUUUACUUCGUUUUUGUUAACUGCAGUGAUCUCUUCUCAGCAGUUGACUUUUACACUUAAUGAGAGGCUAAAGUCUUCCUUCAUCUGUCAAGUCACCAAAAGACUAGAAUAAAAAUUUGUGACCAAAAAAUCUAGAUGAGCAGUAGACUAAGAGCAGCUGCUUUAUAAUACUGGACUAAGUGAGGAAAAGUUGGGCACAGGUGUGCACACCUUCAGAUCAGCACUUGGGAGACAAGAGGCAGAAGAGCAGGACUUCAAGUUCACCUAGGCUCCAGGGUGAAUUUGAGGCCAGCUUGGGUUACAUACAUGAAAACUUGUGUCACAGUGGGUGGAUUUUAGCCAAGUGUGUCUCCCUUGUUCCUCUUGUUUACUAAACCAAGCCUUCCUCUACAUUUAGAAGAGAAACCACAGCUACAUAAACGUGAGUGAAGCAGAGCCCAUUAUGUUCAUCCACAGGAGAGUGGUUCACAGAGGCAGCAUAGCCAUUGAGCACUGAAGAAGGAUUAAGAAAACAGUAAUAGCUUAAGGUGUGGAAGAAAGGUAGUAACACAAAUUACUGUCGUUGGAAAUUAAUUUUGCUAACUAGUUGAUUAUGCAAUUAAAAAUACUAAAAGUAUAAGUUAAUAUUAGAAAAUAUGUAACUCUCACUGCUGACCAUUAACCAACCUGUAAUAACAGGACGCCUCGUUGGUAAGUGCAAAAGGUAGUUUCAGAUUCCAUUAGAGCAUCGGGUGAUCUCUGAAAGAGUGCUCUAUUAGAAGCCAACUAUAUGCUCAGAGUAUUUGCGUGUUAGGUUUCUUGUAUAUAUAUUUUAGUAGAAUAUAUUAGUAGGUUCUAGGGUAAUUCAGGGUUUAUAUGUGUGUUUGUGUCACGGAACACGAGAGUUUCGUGGCUGCAGUUGUGAAACGCUGCUAUAGUGAGUCCCCUUACCUUUCCCUCGGAAUAGUGUAGGAAGAUUAGUUUUGUUCUUUUUUUGAUUUAGAAGUUUUAUUCCUGUGUUUAUAGAAACGAUGUUUCUACUGCUAAUGUAAUUGUAUAAUAGACAGUAUAAAGUCUUUGUUUAUUUCACCAAGUAAGCAUCUGUAAGCUGCAGAUUGCAAGGUUGGGGAAAGCAAAGAUGACUUGUAAAUGCUUUGUAAUUAGAUCAUUUAGUUAAGCAACACUGAGCAUUUUCACGGAAAAUGCUCAAAUUGAUGGGACCAUAUUCUUCUGGAUUAAAUACUUGUACUUUCUUGAUAGUCAUCUUGACUUAGUAAUAGUUUUGAGUAGCCUUUUAGGAAUUACUUGUAAAUAGUCUUGUAAAUAGAGCCUUUAACUGUAUGUACCCUUUCUAGCCUCCUAGAAAGAAAGUAUAUCAUUUCUUCUUUCAUAGCUGUAAAUAUUCCAGCCAGAGAUAGUUUCUAACCUCUUCCAUAUAGAUGUAUCCUAUGGUGUUCUUUCAACAAAGUGUUUAUUGUGUUUCUCUAUGUGUAUAGUUAAAGUCCAUGAGCAGUGUGCAGCUGUCUCUUUGGCAGGGGUGGGGACGCUAGGGACAGGCACAGGGCCUGGUGCAUGUUAAACAAUCUACAGUCCAUGCCUGGCACUCUACAGUCCAUGCCUGGCACAGGUCACUUGUAAUGAAAUCUGCAGUUAGCUUUUACAUUAUUUUAAACUCAUCUUUUGCCUUAUCUUUUACAGAAGUUACCAGUGGUUUCUAAAUUUUUUUCUUGUUUCUUUUUCAUAUUUUUUUAAAUGAUUAGAUACUAGCUUAGUAUGAGAGGAGUUGGCCGUCCAGAAGUAAGACGAUCAUCUUCUGAAGUCAGCAGACUGUUAAAUGGUAGUCGGCCUCACUAGUUACAAGUUGCAUGCUUAUCUAGCUAAUGAAUGCUUAGAGUUUCAGAAUCAGCAAGUCUAAUUUUCAUUACACAGUUAUUUUCUGAGACAGGGCCUGGCUGUGUAGCCCAGGCUAGCCUUGAGCUUGCUAUGUAGCUCAGUCUGGUUUGCUUAUGUUAACUCUUGCCUUGGCUUCCCAACUGCUGAGAAUACCACAUACCCUGCCCAAUAUUUUAACUUUAAAACGUGCCAAAGGUGCCUCUUGGUCUAAAAAUCUCUAUAUUUAAAUUUUUAUUCCCAAUAUUAAAAGUAAAUGUGCAUUGUAAAUUGUACUUGAAAUAUGUGACAUUUUGGGGUGAUGUAAAUAAAAGUAAAAGUCAACCCUUUGUAGUGCAGCAUGCCACUGCAGACCAGUUUUGACAGACGCUGAAAUGCUGGAUAUAAGUGAAGAAGCAAGAAGAGGCUGUUUGCUGGAAUGUUAGAUGAAACAGAUCUUUAAAAGCACCAAGGGGUAGAGAAAGAGAAGUCAUAGGAACCCCAGCAAAUCCCUGAGCCAGUAAGGCCCUGUAGAGUAAUAGUGGAUUGUUUUAAAAUUGAUGUGCUGAGUAUCUAAAAACCUAAUCGCUAAGUUUAUUAGUGGUAGUAGUAAUUAUUAUAUUGGUCCCUGCUGCCGGGAAGCUGUUCACGUCACUCCUCAUAAAGGAGAGCCAGCGAGACUUCCUUCAGCCUUGCUCUUCCCAGAGCUGGAAAGUCGUCCCUCCUUGACCUGUGUUUAUACUACAGCAGGUGGCCUUGGUUAAUCUUUACCUUUUCGUUGUGUUUUUAAAAAUCUACAAAUCAAGUAUUUAGUAGUAGCUAUUCACAUAUAAAAUAUGUGCUUAUUCUCUUAAGUGUCCGUGUGAGUGUAUUUGUAGACACAACUUUACAGUAAAUGUGUAAGUGAACGGUUAUUUAGCUGCGUUUAGAUUUCAAGUGCCUUUACCUAAGUGAUUGCCUCUCAUCUAAAAGUAGACAUUUUAUUGUAAGUAUUGCUCCUUGUUUAGUCCAAAAUACUGAGUUUUUAAGUUAGACUAGGCAUAGAACACAGUGAAGGUGCUGUGUAGGCUUUUAGGCAGCAUGACAUAUAGCCCACUGUUCUAUACCUGUGCUUAAAAAGAAGUGUUUGUUUAGCCUUCACCAGCUGUACAUUAGGCAUGUGAUGUAGUGUCCAGCUUUAUAUUUCCACCGUAGUGUGAUCCUUUUAAUAGUAUAGUAGGCAGCAGUGCCCCUUGUGGUCUGAAAGUGCCUAAGUGUGGGGAAGAAAGUGUAUUGUAUGACAAAUUGUCGGCAGUAGCUGUGUGUGCGAUCUGUAUUUGACUGGAGGGAGAAAGACUGCUCCUGAGGGGUUCCUUUGCCCACAACAGGGCCCACUGUUUAUGUAGGAAGUCUGGGAGGGAAUCUUAAGGACGCUGUGCCAGAGAUCAGAGCCCUCCAGAAUCAAGGAUGGAGCCCCACCACUCCCACCCUGCCCCCUGGUCAAAUGGUGUAUCUUUUAUAUAGUAUUUUAUUUAAAAUAUAUAUGCUAUCACAAAGAAUAAGAGAAUUUCCACCAUCUUAUGAAAAUAUUGUCACUGAGGUCUAGUGUUUCAGCAAAAGUUUUCAUAAAGGUUGAAAAGAGGGUAGUUUAAUAUAAAUAAAACCCUCCAUUCUUUUUAUAUGUAUUUUUUGUGAUCUGUAUUUACUAAGGAUUGAAUUAAGCAUUCCACUAACUCACAAGGUUGAACAUUUAGAAGGUAGUUCUUAUGGGUGCUGCUGGGCUUUUACUUUAGUCUCAUUGAUUGAUAUAAUAUUCAGUCUCAUGUAUGUAUUAAAUCUAGUGGCUUAAUGAAGGCUAUUUACAUGCAGAAAACCAUCUGCAUUUACCAGAAUGUACUUGAUUCUUUUGGCCAUAAAUAAAUUGAAUAUAACUGCAUUAUUUAAAACUCUAGCUGGAGGAGUCUUAGAUGAGUUGGCAUUGCUGUCUGCUGGCACUGGAGCCGUAACUAAGCCAGUUGGUUGGUUUUGUAUAUGGGGAUGGUUAAGGGAGUCACUGCACAGUUUACAUGGUCAGCACUGCUGGUGUGAGAAACAGUGUUAACUCACUAGUCACUUUCUAACUGUCAUGUCUAGACUUGUGUUGAAGUAUGUCACAUUCUCAGCCCACUUUGUGUGUGUGAUAAGCAAAAACAUAGUGAGAAAGGCUUUUAAAAUAACAAGUCUUAGCUUUUUAAAAUUGAGGGUUUCAAAAACAACAAAAGAUGCUGAAAAGAUGUUACCUUUUUGGUCAAAUCAUUAUAUAUGCUCUGACAUCUUAAUUUUCUGCACUUAAAGUCUGUGUAUUAAAAAUAUCUGUAUAAGUAUAUACGUAAUUAAAAUGUAACUCAGAAAUAUGAUUCAACAGUGAAGUUUGUUUUCUGGAAAAAAUAUAGUCCUAUUGUAUCAAAUUUAUUUUACUUUAUUAUGGCUAAUAUUCUAAAAAUAAUGUUUAAGCUAUUUUAAAUUCUUGUGCCUCUUCCCCCAAAGGAUAUUAAAAAAUCUUAUAUUAACUUUAUAUACUUUCUUCAUAAAUUUUGCCUUAAACAUUGUGCCUUGUUUUAUUAAAUUGUUUUAUUAGAACCCAGUUCUGGCUUUUGUAACAUUAUUCUAAACAGACAUUUACUUUAAAAAAUAUCCUUUUAAUGCUUGUAUUUGGUAUAUCACUGCUUAUCUGUUUAUUGAAUUUAUUGAAUACACAACUCCAAACAUUAAGCAUUUAUUGUAUGUGCUAGAUAAAAGAAAAUAAAGUUACAGUGUGUUCCUCUGAGA